UUUUUUUUCAUCAGAAACUUUUCAUCACCUUUGACUCCUCUUUUCUCUCACUCCCUCACUCAUCAGUCCUUGAGCUUCACUCACCAGUCACCACCACACACAAACACUCUCUCUCUUUCUCAUUUUGGAUGGAGAGAUUCUGGGUUCUUGUUGUGUAUGCUGUUGCUGCUGAAGAAGCUGCAGUAAGUAGACUUUUGUGAAGCAAGGAAAGAAAGCCCUUUCUCAGUUUUUACAUUUUUCAGACUUCUUCUUUUUUCUUUUGGUAAGGUGAGACUUUGUUUUCUCACUACCAUCAAUCUUUGUUUCCUCUUCUCACCAUUUAGUUUUUUCUUUUUAGUUAGUGGAGUAGCUAAGAGAAGACAACAUACCCAUUUAUCUUCUUCUCUCUUUUUUUGGGUCUGUGUUUUUUUUUCUUAAACCUCUGCAAUAAACUUCAAAACCCUCAUCUUGGUUAACUAGGAUAUGAGAUGGGUCACCAUGAAAUAUCUUCCGAGACUACAACUUUCAAGCUUUCAUCCAUCACUACUAAUACCUCUGCUAAAAAUAUCAAAACCUCCAUUUUAGCAAAAACCCACCUAGGUUUUAUCAACAAAAUACAUGGGCUUCUCUGAGUGUUUUCUUGUUUACAUAAAUUAUUAUUUUUACCCUUUUUACUUCAGAAAUAACAGCUAAAUCUUUGGUUUUUUCACCAUUGUAAAACAUGGGUUGUGUGGCUUCAAAGUUGGAGAAUGAUGAUGAAGUGGUUUUACUUUGUAGAGAAAGAAAACGUCUCUUGAAAUCAGCUGUAGAAAGAAGAUAUGCACUUGCUGAUGCUCACUGCAAGUAUUUUCAUUCUAUGUAUACUGUUGCUGCAGCUUUAACUUUGUUUGUUGCUAGACAUUCAUCUCCUUCUUCACCAUUUCUCAUUACUUUCCCACCUCCUGAUAAUGAUUCUUCUUUACCCACUGAAAAGCUUAUCUCAAAUCCAAUGUUUCUUCAACAAAAACCCUCUGAACCUACUCAGGAAACUAUUCAUUUUCAAGACUCUGAUUCUUCUGAUUCUUCUGAAGAAGGAAAUGAUGGUGUAGUUCUGCAGCAACAACACCACCACCAGCACCACUACCAACAUCAUCAACACCAGCACCAACAAGUUCAAGCUGAACAAGUCUGUGGGUAUUUCUAUACAGGUAUGCCGCCGCCAAUGCCUUCACCACAAAGAGAUUUUGGGUGGGAUUUUUUCAAUCCAUUUGAAGGAGUUAGACCAGAAGUUAGUAACCCAUUUGUUGGUGGGUUUAGUAGGACUUCGGAUGAGGAUUUAAGAGUAGUAAGAGAACAGGAAGGGAUUCCAGAGUUAGAAGAAGAAGGAGUUGAGAAAAGGGUUAUGAUUGUGGAAAAUGAUGAAGAUGAUGAUGAUGAUGAUGAUGAAAAUGUAGAUGAAGAAAAUGGAAUUGAAGUUAUGAAGGUAGUGGGUGGUACUAAUGUGAGUAGGGGAGGAGAUCAAAAGGGAUUGACUGUUAUUGAUACUCCAGUUAGAGGGAGAGAGCUGUUAGAAGCUUUGAGAGAUGUUGCAGAUCAUUUCAUUAGAGCCUAUGAUAAUGGCAAAGAUGUCUCAAAGAUGUUAGAAGUGAAUAGAGUUCAUCUACAAUCUGGUUUGGAUGAAAUCAAAGAGAACUCAUCCAAACUCGUCCAAGCAAUUACAUGGAAUAAAUCCUCUUCAUCUGCUUCAUCUACAAAGAGUUUCCUUGCAUCUAGCUCGAAAAGUUCGUCAUCAUGGACAGAAUUCAAGAACGAACUCUUUGACGAUGAUUAUGGAGGAAUGGAAGCAGGUAGCCAUUCGCAGACACUAGGACGGCUAUAUGCAUGGGAAAAGAAACUCUAUGAAGAAGUGAAGGCUGGAGAUAGCACAAGGAAACUUUAUGAUAGGAAAUGUGCACAACUGAAAAACCAAGAUGUCAAAGGUGAUGAUGCACGCUCCAUGGACAAAACUAGGGCCGUGGUCAAGGAUUUAUAUACUAGGAUGUUAGUUGCUAUACGAACAGCGGAAUCAAUCUCAGAAAGGAUCGAGAAACUGAGAGACGAAGAAUUGCACCCGCAGCUUAUCGAGCUUUUGCAAGGUCUGAUGAAAACCUGGAAGGUUGUGUUGGAGUCCCAUGAAACCCAGAACAAGAUUAUGUACGAGGUGAAGUCUUUCACAUGCCCUACGUACGGAAAGUUCUGUAACGACUCUCAUCGACUCGCUACAGUUCAGCUUGAUGCUCAACUUCAGAACUGGCGUGCAUGCUUUACAGGGUAUGUUACUGCACAAAAAGCUUACAUCGAAGCUCUCAAUGGGUGGCUAUCUAAAUUUAUUGUACCCAAAGUUGAGUUGUAUUCCAAGGGUAGAUCCUCGACACCUCCAUAUCAAAUCGGUGGACCCCCAUUGCUAAUGAUUGCUCGUGACUGGUCAAAUUCACUUCAGAAGCUACCUGAUAGAUCAGUUGCUUAUGCCAUAAAGAGCUUUGGCAAGGAUGUUAGGGCUUUGUCAGGUCAACAAGCGGAAGAGCAGCAACAGAAGAGGAAGGUCGAUGGUCUUGCAAAAGAACUCGACAGGAGGAUAACUGCAUUCCAAAGAGCAGAGAGUCGGAUUUUAGAAUCCAAGUUAUCCGAACAGAAACUUGAGCUGGAUGUGGAAAACCGGGUUGAGUACUUGACCGAUAGGAAGGACCUUUUGGAUAUGUUCAGGAAGAGAUUGGACACUGAGAAAGAGAAGCACCAUAACUACAUGCAGGAGACUCAACGGAUCACGUUGAAUGGGUUUCAGACAGGGCUAAGUUCAGUAUUUGAAUCCCUUACAGAGUUCUCAAAAGCUUCUCUAAAAAUGUACAAUGAACUUGUCGAUUACUCUGAGAAGGCAAAGGUUGGAGAUGACAAAGGUGAUGUACCAUCAUACAUUCAGGAUUCUCAUGGUGGAGUUAAUGGUGGAGUGGGUUACUAAGUAGGGUUCCGCGAACCUGGGAUGAUUAAAGAAAUCUGUAAAUUAGCUAGUGUCGAAGCAUCUCGCUGUGACAGAGUUAAAUUGUUUUAUUAUCUCUUUAUAGGUGUUUUAUGCUUUGCCCACAAUUUUCCUGUAGGAUUAGGACCUAUUAACAAUCCUAAUUUCUAACACUGUCUCUAAGUCAAAUCUGUAAGGUGGCUGGGGUUUUUAUGUGUGGGCAAAUACUUGUUGUAAGUAUUGGUUUUUAGUGUUUGUUGAACAGAGUUGCAGAAAGCUGAUUUUAGAUGGGUGGCCGCAGGCCUAUUACUGUGGCUUCCUACU
Molecule: messenger RNA, 3274 nt
Organism: Papaver somniferum (opium poppy)
Lineage: Eukaryota; Viridiplantae; Streptophyta; Magnoliopsida; Ranunculales; Papaveraceae
Product: nitrate regulatory gene2 protein-like
Exons: 4
Coding region: 701-2953 (750 amino acids)
Source: RefSeq, a predicted model, not a curated record